GUUUUCAUAAUUUUCAUGGAUGGAUAUCGAUCGAAGUAACCAAUGCCGGACGGUGACGGGCUGGAGAUUAUUUAUUUUGCAAAUUUUAUUGAAAAGUUAUAUGAAGAAAAUGGAAUCGAAAUUACAACCACCUCUCAAAUACUUUCUUCGCGAUGAAGUCGUUAUCCAUAAUGAAGAGACCAGCGCGUGGGUUAUCGUCCACGGAACAGUUAUCGAUAUAACGCCACUGUUUGCAGCAGCCGAACGAAAGACAUCGCUACAGAAGAAGACACUACAAUGGCUGUUGGCGCUUGCGGGGCAAGAUUUAAGCUCGUUCUUCCAUAACAACGAGCAUACUCCCAUCGAGCGUACCAACCGCAACGGAGAACGGGUUCCAAUCUUUGUGCCCUGUUUGGAGCGUAAUCCUGCCACCCAGCUCUACUGGUACCGUGAUCCGGCUCUGGUCAUUGGACGCAUUACAUUCCACCCAUGCCCGGUGAAAAUUAUCAACACAUUGACAUUCCACGAGACGGAAAUGAUCGUUUGUUACGAAGAUACGAUCGGCGACGUGCGGGAAAAGUACUUGCGCUACAACGACAACGCCUACCGGUACGAAUGGCGCAAAGAUCUCUCCAUGGGAUCCGAGACUGGACUGCUGCGGAUGGAUAAAACGCUUACUGAAAAUGGGUAUCAGGUCAAUCUGCGCAGUCCGAUACCGGUAAUUUGGAUAUUUUACAUUCUACCUCCGGGAACGAUAGACACAACGAAUGGCACGCACUCUUGCUCUGGAACAUCGUGCAACACGGUGAACGGGCCUCAAGCGGAGGAAAGCCAAAACGCCAGCGCAUCUCCAGGUGGAAAACAAAGUAUAAACGCGACCACAAAGACAAAUUGUACGGCUCUGAAUAUCCACGAGUGUGCGAAAAACUGAACAAAUUACAAUAUAAUAGAAAUUCUUGAAAUUUUUCCGAAGACCUGCUUUUCACCGUUCCACCGCCAUCAGAGGCAGACAACCUUCACCAAUUGCACCACACGCCAGACUUGAUAAAACAAUCAUCAACAGAUGAUAAGCGUAGGAUUUCAUACCGAUUCCUGCACUCGCUUCCACCAUCGGUAUAGUGCAUGACCAAUCAUUUCUUCAAAUUGCCUGUCACGCGUGGGUCUAAAUUAGCACGUUAAACUACACCCAUCGCUGAGCCCUGUCCUAGCACCCGUAUGCUUUCAUCUUCCAAGUGUUGUUCAGCAUCCGUCCCAGUCGAAUCUACCGACCAAAUUCAACCGACAAACUGUGUGCACCUUUCAGCAUCCUUCAUUAAACACGCAGGCCGGCUGCCCGAUCGGUGCCAGGUGCUUUCAGUCGAAUCGAUUUCUUUGAAGGUUUUCUCGCAUGUGUACACCACCAGUACGACAUUCCGGUUCGGAGGUUGUAUUCGUCGCACCCACUCGCGCCGUACUGAAGAUAAAUCGGCCGAAGCGUGUCUGCCAGCAACAAACGGUGUCGAACGGCUGGAAAGCAGCAUGCGACUUCAGUACGAACAAUCUUGAAAACAAAACACCAGCCUCAAAACGCAGGCACCACACAGGGGCUGUGGUGAAACUUAUCCUGCUGACGCGCUCUGGUCGGCUGUAAGCAUACAUCCUUUGAAACGAAACAUCUGCCGCACUUGGUCGGCAAGGUCGGAAAUGGCUAUGCUAACUGUACCAGGUAUUCAAAGUUUAACCCAUGACGCUUGUCGCUUUCGGUGCACCCGGAUUUACGUGCGCAAAUUUGUAUUACAUUAGCUUUUGUGUUUCGUGCAUUUGAAUCGUUCUUUUUUGUUUUUAGCUAAGCUUAACUUUUAACUAAACAAUGCAAUUAUAAAGUGAAAGUUAACAUUUUA
Molecule: messenger RNA, 1859 nt
Organism: Anopheles merus
Lineage: Eukaryota; Metazoa; Arthropoda; Insecta; Diptera; Culicidae
Product: cytochrome b5 domain-containing protein 1
Exons: 4
Coding region: 20-910 (296 amino acids)
Source: RefSeq, a predicted model, not a curated record